AUGGGCAACCGCAAUCGCAAUCGCUCCAAGCAAAAGCGCCCGCGACUCUCCAACGCUCCACCUGAAAUCACCAGCCAUAUUUGGAGUCUCCUCCAGACGUCGGACCUGCGCAACGUUUGCCUGGCUAGCAAAUCCCUUCGUCGCUCUGCCGAGUCUACUCUGUAUUCUGCCAUCACCCUUAAGUGGAACCACGAGCUGGAACCCCGGAUCAUUACUCUCCUCGAAACACUUCUCCGCAAGCCAGAGCUUUUCGACUGUAUCCACGCCCUCUCGCUAGAUGGAGAUGAAUUCGUCGGCGAUGAGGAUCCGCCCCGGGCUCUGACGCCUUCGAGGUCUGCAGUUGCCAGCUUUACCCAGGCCAUUCAGAAGCUCAAGACGCCAAUCACCGGCCUCUGGGUGCGAAUGCUCAAGGCAGGCAGCAUGGAUGCCUUUGCUGCUCUGCUGAUUGCACGCCUUUCCAGGCUUCGCCGUCUGACCAUCACUGGAGAUUACAUCCGCCGGCUUGAUCUGGUUGGCAAAGUCCUGCAGCUAAAAGUCGGCGGCCAGCUGCCCAAGUUUGAACAGCUCAGGCGACUGGUCUAUUAUCAUGGCCUGGAUUACUACGCGCCUGCUCCUCCACACAGGUUUAAUGAAGUGGUGGGCCUAUUUCAUCUACCAACCGUGACGCACCUGGCAGCUUGGAUGGGCAAUUCGCAGGGUGGCGCUUUCAGCUGGCCCUCAGGUAAACCUGACCUUGGCCACCUGACCUCUCUCGACAUUGAGGGGUCUCGGGCAGCCACGAUGGCUGAGAUACUACCCCUCGCUCGGAACCUAAAGUCGCUCUCAUGGAGGUGGGAAUAUGCCCCUUGGACUGACGAUCAUUUGAUGACGAGAAAGCUUGACCUUGACGAGGUCAUGAUGGCUCUAUCACACAUCAGAGAUUCCUUGGAGAGACUGCAGUUCAGAAUCACUAUCCAUACUACCAUGCAUGAUGGGGAAGAUAGGAUGAAGGUCUCGGGAUCCUUCAGCGGUCUUGCUGACUUUGACCGAAUAUCCCACCUCGACGUACCAUUAGUAUGUCUUGCCGAGUUUGGGCCUGAGCCUCGGCCCUUGAGCCGCCAUAUCCCCCGCAGCGUUGAGACGCUUUCCCUCUCGACCGGAAUGUUCUCCAAUGAUGCGGUGGAAUGGAUCUCGGGCAACGACGGACCAGCGACACAGGAUUUUCUACAACUACUUCGAGGCUUAGCCGAUAGUCGUCCUACUAGGGGUAUCUAA
Messenger RNA from Clonostachys rhizophaga, 1254 nucleotides. The record is from the annotation of a GenBank genome assembly. NCBI's taxonomy places the organism in Eukaryota, Fungi, Ascomycota, Sordariomycetes, Hypocreales, Bionectriaceae.